AUGAUUCAAACCGGCCUCAUCCCGAAUGCGCACAAUGAUCUGGUCACCGACGCGUCCUACGACUUCUAUGGCCUCCGCCUCGCGACUUGCAGCCUAGAUCAAAGGUCAGUAAAGGUGUGGCAGUUAGACGAGACCACCGGAUCUUGGUCCCUUGAACACGACUGGAAGGCACAUGAUGCCGUCGUCUCAAAAGUGAGCUGGGCGCAUCCCGAAUUCGGCACCAUCCUCGCGACCGCGUCCUUCGACCGCACUGUCAAGGUCUGGGAGCAGAUCUCCGCGACAGACGUCGAUGGCACGCAGCUCAACGGCACAAGUGCGGGUACCUCCAGCUCCACAAGAUGGAUCGAGCGCGCUAUGCUCGUCGACGCUAAGGGCACCGUACGAUCGGUUGAGUUUGCGCCACAGCACUUUGGGUUGAAGCUGGCAACCAUCUCCUCUGAUAACUACCUGCGCAUAUACGACUGUCUCGAGCAACCAUCUCUCUCGUCAUGGCAGCUCACAGAGGAAGUCGACGUCCUCUCCCUCCCUACCGCCACUCCAUCUUCCCGUUCAAACGCGCAUACCGUGACCGUCGCCACUCCCACCCAAUCGUCGACAACACUCGACGGAAACUCCGCGUCUCUUGUCGCGCACGCGCUCCAACAGCAAACUUCACAAACUCAGCUCCCAGGACGGCCAGGUCUCGGUACGCGCGAGGCGGACGGGGGCUGGAGCAUCUCGUGGUGUAAGGACAAGUAUUGGGGCGAGAUUCUCGCUGCUGCCUGCGGUGUUGACGGCAUUGUCAAGAUUAUCCAAGUAUUCCCAUCACGACGUCCGUCAACUCUGCUCAGCCUCAACCCCUCCCCAAGCAACGCAGAAACGACCAAGACAGCGGCGACGUCGGGCGGCGACAGUGAAGCCUCGAAGGCCUUUGCAAUUACUUCUGUCGCGUGGGCACCGUCGUGCGGACGCUCGUACCAUCUUGUUGCUACUGCUUCGCGCGACGGCCACGUGCGGAUAUGGCGCGUGAAACCGCCAACACCGAGCGAAGACCUGGAAGGUGACGACGCGGACGGGACGGAGGGCAAGUGGUCGGCAAGUAUUGUAGGAGACUUUGACGACCACAAGUCCGCGGUUGGGAGAGUGGAGUGGAACAUCACUGGGACGAUACUCUCGUCCGCUGGAAACGAUGGACGUGUGCGACUAUGGAAAAUGACGGCGGGGAAUGUUUGGCGACCAGCGGGCCAUAUCAGUGUCGAGCAGGCAGAGGAGCAACAGGGCGAGGCGGAUGCGGAUAUGGCUGUUGAGGAUUAGGGGGACCUUGUACGAGAUGUUGUCACCGCCUGGUUGUACGCUUGUCUCUUUACCUUCGCUGUGGAAGUCAUGUUUCCUUCAGCCUGCACCGCAGAGCAGGCAAACGAUGUGUACGCAGUGGAAGCAAGGAGCUGCAUGCAUUGAGCAUAAAUAGCGAGAGC
This is a messenger RNA of Dichomitus squalens LYAD-421 SS1, 1454 nucleotides long. Its product is annotated as WD40 repeat-like protein. Gene Ontology annotation, cellular component: Seh1-associated complex; nuclear pore outer ring. The transcript is spliced from 7 exons. The record is from RefSeq and is a predicted model, not a curated record. Gene Ontology annotation, biological process: cellular response to amino acid starvation; positive regulation of TORC1 signaling. NCBI's taxonomy places the organism in Eukaryota, Fungi, Basidiomycota, Agaricomycetes, Polyporales, Polyporaceae. Gene Ontology annotation, molecular function: structural molecule activity; protein binding. Bases 1 to 1293 code for a protein of 430 amino acids.